AUUUUCAAAAUUAUGGUGCAUAAUGCACACAAAAAAUGAAAUCUCAUGAUGAAAUGGUACAAUACCUGUUGAGUUGUGAUAGUAUAUGCAUUCAAUUUUUUACAUUCGGUAGUUGAGUUCACUAAGGUGCUAACUAGGUUAAAUGUGAAAUUACUAAACUGCAAUUUGUCAUAUUAAUCACAUUCCAUUUUCAAAUGCAUUUUCGGGCUAUGACCUUCUUCAGUAUUUCUGCGUGCUUAAUAUGUAUCCCUUUUGAUUCAAAUUCCAGUGUUUUUAAAUGUUAGUAAAUUUCAACAAAUUAAACUGUAAAUCUAAAUGUACAAUUUUAUUUUGAAAAAUCAUGUGUUGUUACAAAACUUGAAAGUGCAACAAAUGUCUGAUGCUUGGGUUUGGAUCCUACUGGUAACUUAUCGAGUAUGGUCUAAUGAAUUAAAAUUAUUUAAAAAAAAUAAAGUCCUUUUUAAAGAGUGAGAGGUAUUUGUGAAUAAUGCCAGAGUUUAAAUUCAAUAGGGUUAAGCUCAAAGUCUAUAAAUUAACACAAAGCCUAUAAAUUAACAAAAACUCCAGUUUUUGUUUCCUUUCUUUAGUAAAUAUGUUUUUAUUAAUGAUGGGAAGUUAAUGAUAGUGGGAAGUUAAGGUUUUAUACCAACUCUAAAAAUCUUAUCAAGAAAAGAAUAUUUUUAAGUAGCUUGUUUGAAACAGAUGAAAAUCUUGUCUGUUUGUGAGCAUGAAUUCAAGGAGCAAAUCAAUUUAGUUUCUUGAGUACUGAAAUUCUUUAAAUGACUUAGUUACAUAUGAGGGUUUUUUUGAAGUUUCUGUCUCUAAUCUCAAACAUGAUUUUGUAUACCAUGUUUGGUUUUCUUUCAACAAGCCAGAAACAAAAUUAAGUACUGCAGUUAUGAUACUGAGCAUAGACUCUGCGUUCUUCGUAGGAGCGCUUACUGUGAAAGAUAACUGAUUUUCCUGAACUGCAGCACCUUUCUCCUCAAAACUCUUCAGUGAUUGAAUAUUAAAAGAAAAUAGAUUAAAUAGCUUCUGAAUAAGUAUUUCUCAGUCACUUCAGGAACUCUGCUGUGUGAUUCUGGAAACUGGCAUUCUGUACUAAUCUGCAAGAGCAAAGGUGGGUCUUAAAAUUUUUUUAUUGUAUGUAUUAUUAAAGAUUUUGCCCAUUUCCAGAAACACUUAAGACUUAUAAUGGAAUACCUGUAUUGAAAACAAGCAUACAGUUGAUACUGAUUCUGUUGGGUACUUAAAGUAACAAGGUUAGCCUAAUGUAGUAGUAGUUUUCAUAAUAGUGCGUAAUAAGAUUCCCACACACACACUUUCACUUAACAGUGCUGCUAGUGAGUCUUGCCCAGCUGCAUUCACAGCUGUGAAAAUCAAGAUGGCUAGGAGAAAUUUGAUAUUUUAACAGUGUAAGAAAACUGAGGUCAGUCCUUAUAAGUCAAGUAUUCAGAAUACAUCCCGGUUUUAUCUACAGGGUUAUACCUCUUGCUAGAGUUGCACCAAGCUUACUUAGAUGUGGUAUAACUUUCACAUUAUGCUCUUACAUUAUUUGCACCAUUGAAAUGGUUAGGUUUACAGCUCUCUAUUCUUAAGUACCAUGAGUGUUGCACAUCAGCCUUUGAAGCUGGUGUCCAUGUCAGGGGAGGAAUCCUUUUCAUAAUCCUAAGAGUUUUUUUUUCCAGAUGUACCCCAUGUCUGACACUCCUGCUUGCAUGGUUAUGAAGAUCAUCCAUCUAGUGCAAUUUCUAAUAGAGUAAUGCUGCAAGGAGUAACUGGCACUCAGCUGUUGUGGAACUGUGUGAUUCUGAUGUUGUUUCAUAGCAUUGGUUCAAGUUUUGCAUCACCAACUCAGCGUGUUUUAGAAAAAAGUGAAGUGGCACCCAGCAAACUUAAAGUGAAACUGAAAGAUGCAUCAGAAGCUCUUGUAAACUUCUUCACUCCAGUGACAUGCCGUCACAAAGACAAGCAAGCCUUAAUUCCUUGUCGUGUAGGAGAGAGCAUUAACGCAACAGAAUGCUUGGAAAAUAAAUGUUGUCCUUCCAAAACCAGCCAUGAACUGAAAUGUUAUACCCCAUUUAAAGACAAUCUGCAGCUGACGUUUCGAUUGUUUGUGCUUGGAGCAGGAGGACUUUUUAUUUUGGGGCUUCUACCAUUUUGUUGCUGUGCCUGUUUGCAGAGGAGUCAAUGUUUCAAUCCUCUACGAAGUGCGAGUAAAGAAGUAGAACAAAUUGUGCAGAAGAAAAGAGCGCGUAGUGAAAAUAAUCAUGGCUUUUUAUCGGAUUUACUUAAGAAAAUCUCCAAGGACCGUAAGAGCAAGAAGAAAGGUAAACUAAACUGUUCUUGAAGUAUCCUUUUGUCCUUUCAGUUUAGUAUUGUUGUUUUACCAUCAAUUCUAUAUAAAGUAGUAGAUGUAUACAAUACUAAAUAUCUGUUGGCCCCCAGUCUGGCAGAUUUUGUCAAAAUGCACUGUUUAUCAGGGAUCACCCUCAGUUUCAGCUAUGAGAGACAUAAUGAGUCUGCAAGAAUUUGAUUCCUGUCCUGAGAUGCUGAAUGGCACCAGAGCAAGCUAUGGCCAAUAUUAAUUUGGCAAAAUUGUAAACAGGUCCCUAAAACUAAUUAGACCCAUGUUUAGCGUGUGUUUUUUCUUUUUGGUGUAGAGGAACAUCCAGCUGAUCUUGAAGACCUCAAGCAGGACAAGGACACCAGGCUUACUUGAGUACACCCUAGAAAAUGAGGCAUUUUUUCUAGUGUCAAAUGAAUAUAACAUUGUCACCCUUUGAUAUUGCUAUUGAUUUUUGCACUAAGAAGUUCUUCAUUCUUAGUUCUUCAUACUUGCACCAUAUCUUCUGUAAAAGACAAGUAAUGCUAAAAGGCAGAAAUUGCUUUUGGCAGUUCCUGAAUGCUGAAGCCAGUCUUCUAUUAUUAAUAUAGCAUCCCAGUGGAGGGCAAAUAAGGAUACUAGUUAAGUGACUGUCCCAGUUGAUAGGUCAAUCUUAGAAUAUUGUCUGGAUUAAGAGAAGGUAGUUGUCAUUCAUUAAAUCAGUAGUGAGUGGCAAGCUUACUUUGCUUCAGUAUUGGAUGCCACCAUAGCAGAGUGGUACUACUAAUAUUAAUGAGGUAAAUGGCUAAUCCUUUACCAGGCUGCAGAGGCUUUAGGCAAUCUGUUGGGCAGUUGCAUUAGAGAAUGUCAAUGGAAAUCAAUAUCACUCAUAAUGAUGCAAUCACUGGUUCUUUUUCUUUGGGUCUGUGAAAUCCAUGUAGCAUAAUUUUCAAGAAUUAGAACUGGGAGGAAUGGAGCUUUACUGCUAACCUAGAGAAUAAAUAUUAUGAGUGAUUCUUAGAAACUCUGUACUUGCAGGAUUCCCUAUUUAAUAAAAUUUUGUCUUAGUUACAUCAAUCCUAAAAUAGACAUCGCUUAAGACCCAAGUGUAAUGGGGUGGAGUAUGUCUCGAGAAAUUGUCAGAGAUGUUACUGGUGGUCAAAUAUAACUACAUGCGAAAGCUUUAGAGCUCAACAUUGCAAUCAUUGCCAGUACCAUCAUAUCAGACAUGAUUUAGGUAUUAAUUUUGUAAGCAAAAGAAUCUGUGAUGUUUUUGAUGAGGAGGCGCAGAAUGAUGGAGACUGAAUAAGGCUGUUUGCCUUCCAAAUCUGGUGUGUGUUUGCUGGUGCUUGAUGUUAUUUUUAUGAAUUGUGAAGUGUGUCUAUAGGCAUAUUGACAAAGAUGAAAACAAUUUCCUGCUACAUGAAUUUGGGGGCACUGUCACAGCUGAAAUCUGCAUGUGACAAACCGCAUAGAUCCUCAUGGCUGGUGAUUAUAAAGAAAGAGUUGUGCUCUGGAGAAAGUUAGGCUUUCAUAUGGUGCUUCAUUAUUUUGAUUGAAGGGUAAUAAAUUCCUUUUGUUUACAUGUCAUUGACAGCACAACUGCUUUCAAUAUUGUGUAACAUUCUGACAAAGGGAGACAUGCUGAUGAAACAACUAUAUUUAACAGCAAGCAAUCAGUGCAUCUGCAGUAACAGUGGCAGCAUCAGAUGAAAAUGAGCAUAAGCAAAAUAUAUGCACUGUAAGAGGAGAAGGGAAGAUAAAAAAAGGACACAGCAAGGCUUAUGUUAUCCCUACUGAGGGAACAGGCAAGAGCACAGUGCAUUGACUAGGCCCUACCCCUUUCCAUGUAGCAGCUACAUUGUAAAGAUGUUCUAAAGAGCCAGAAGUUUUGCAUUUUGAUUGGAGAAGUCAAAACAUCUCAUUUUAAAUCUUAAGUUCUAUACUAAUUUGACAGUUCAUUGGAUCGAUAGCUGUCCAGCAUCAGUAUUGCAUAAUAACUGCCAGUUGUGCCAAAAAUGUCAUAAUGUCCAUUUCAUUAUUACUGAGGGUCAGGAUUGUCACCUUAAGGUUACAUCGCUGAUAUUCACAGGUCUGAGAAUGAUGGUAUCUAUAUUGACUUCAUCACAUGAAAGCAGACAUUUUGAUCGACUGCUUACUUCUACUAGUAAAUAUUCAGCAAAUUAAAAGUUCGACUACUCUUAUUUCUGUAUAAUCUGUCUGAUUAUGACUUUAUCUUUUUGGGUUUGAUCUCCUGGACCCCAGUGUACUACAGAACAAUUUCAAUGUGGGGUUACUCCAGGCCUACCUGGAACAUAUGUUUUCCCAAGUGCCUAAACUGCUGGUAUAUAUCUUGUGUACCAAGCUAUGUGUUUGAGCCACACUCAGUUUCCCUUUGUCUGUUCUAUCCCUUCGAAGAACUGGAUUAGGGGCCAGGUCAGCCAGGAGAAGCAUAAGCAUCCCUACAAGGCCCCCAGAGCCUUUGUGAUUAGUGACAGAAGCUGUCUUGCAUGGCGUGCUGUUUCUCAGCUCCAUUUGUGGGCCAGGCCAGCAGAAGAGACCUUCCAGUCCCAGAGAGACCUUCAGUACUAACAUCAGGGACCACAAGAUGGUGCUGCAGGAAAACAUUUUUCCCUCAGUGGUUUUGGUUUCUGGAGAACUUUAUUGAUUUUUACCUUUUACAGUGUGGUUCAUCAAGUCAUAAGAACGCAGAUACUGUACAACAGAGCACUGGUCACUCUGUAAAAAAGACAACAUAAUACAGCAUAUGAUGACAAGGCUUUAGAAGACUUACAAGAUAUACAAACCAUUGCUUGUGGCUUUAGGUCUGCUCUCUCUUCUAUCAAACUGAUAUGGAAUGAAACAAAAGAGCUCUCAGUGGAACAUCUCUCCUUAUCUUCACAACGAUUAAACAAAUACAAAGCAAAGCAAUCUGCCUCAUUGUACCUGUGUCCAAGACUGGAUGCAGUCAUCUUAAGAGAUGGGAGCUCUGAGAGGGCUUCAGCACCAGUACACUCUUUCAUCACGUCACCCAGAGCCUACACCAUAUCUGAUGGCAGAGAGUGGGUCUUACUUUCUGUUCCCUCUGAAAUCCACACUUGUAACCACAUUUUGUAAUGUAAGAAGAGAGAAUUGAAGAGAUUUUUGAAAGCUUUAAAGCAACAUGAAAUGGCUACAUUACACCACAGGCAACUGUGGCAAUAUCUGGUACUUUUUCCUCUGUCUGUUUUUCAGAAGGCUUUCAAAGUCAGCAAAAUUGAACUUAAAUAUGAGGAAUGAAACUCAAGCUUCUCAGAGUUAUGGUGAGAGAACAGAUUUGAACCCUAAAGAUCAAAAACCCAAAACCAAAUACAAAUUCGUAUUUAAGCAAAAAUCCUUGUGAUUAGGGAACACAUCUCAUAUUUUUGAAGGCUUGAUGUUCAGUUCUGAAAUAAUUUUUAUCUAGCUGAGCUUCAUGCAAGGCCAGGUAGAGUAGGUAAAGCGGGAGAAUGUACUUCAUUGCUCAAUAAAUAUUUUUUCUAGCUUGUCUCUGCAAAAGGAAUGCAAAUUUGAAGUGAUAUGGGUUUUUUGAUCCUUUACCAACCUCUAGACUUGGAUGCACAGCUAAAAUGAAGUGCAAAGGUUCCCCUGGAAAAAGUGUUUUAUGUUCCUCUGCUCAGUCUCAGUGGAGUGAGUGGCUCUGUCCAAAUCAGUUUUGCUCCUGGUCUUUCUGCCCCAAGACUGUUUUUGUUCUCACAAAACAUUAGAAAAAUAAAAAAUGGUU
Dromaius novaehollandiae (emu) is the source of this 6089-nucleotide messenger RNA. RefSeq names its product FMR1 neighbor (gene FMR1NB). The record is from RefSeq and is a predicted model, not a curated record. NCBI's taxonomy places the organism in Eukaryota, Metazoa, Chordata, Aves, Casuariiformes, Dromaiidae. The transcript is spliced from 6 exons. The coding region runs from base 1763 to 2350 and encodes 195 amino acids.